Messenger RNA from Morchella sextelata, 619 nucleotides. RefSeq lists its product as uncharacterized. The annotation marks the transcript as partial. The transcript has a single exon. The record is from RefSeq and is a predicted model, not a curated record. Lineage: Eukaryota; Fungi; Ascomycota; Pezizomycetes; Pezizales; Morchellaceae.
AUGGCUACCCGAAGGGAUUAUUUCAUAGACACCUCGGCCGUAACAGACGAGGCCGCAGAAGACGCUAUGGUACUAUCUGGGGCUGUUAGCCCUGAUCCCCUACUCCAGGGAGGACCCUCUACACAAACUAGGUCAACGAGUAAACGCUCUGCUCAAGCCCAGUUUACGAGGUCCAUGCAGGAGUUUCUGGAUACCCAUGAGGCACAAAUGAGGUAUCUUGGUACAGCUGGACAGGCCGUUUGGCAGCAGCUACAAAACCUCCAGGAACAAGUGCAAGGGAGUGGGCAGAUCCUGGACAAGAAAGUACGGCAAGAAGCCAUCGCCCAGAAGCAAUAUCUCGAAUCGCUCUUUGAGCUCGUCGAAAAUGUUCGACAAGUACAGGAAGCCGCACGAGCCGCCGACCACGAGGUUCUGGAUCGUAACCAUCGAAUUACCCAGAACCAACUGUUGGAGGCGGAACGACAGCUGAGAGUUGCAAGAGAAGAGCGAGAGCAGGAAAAAAGGGAACAGCGGGAACUGUUGGCACAAUUUAAGCAGUCUGAUGACGUAAGAAACCAACGAAUAGCCGAAAUGGAGGAACGACUACGACAACAUAUGUCGGUAGCACCCUCCAUGGUUA